Messenger RNA from Prunus armeniaca (apricot), 1569 nucleotides. NCBI's taxonomy places the organism in Eukaryota, Viridiplantae, Streptophyta, Magnoliopsida, Rosales, Rosaceae. The record is from the annotation of a GenBank genome assembly.
AUGGAACGUCAACAAUGGAGUAUCCUCCUAACAAUAUGUGCCACUCUCAUCCAAGCAUUUUUAACAGCAAACUCCCUCCCAGAAGCUGAUAAAAUCACCAGUUUGCCAGGUCAGCCACAAGUGAGUUUCCAGCAAUAUGCAGGAUAUGUAACUGUGGAUGAAAAGCAACAAAGGGCACUCUUCUACUACUUUGUUGAAGCAGAAACUGAUGCUGCUUCAAAGCCUCUUGUUCUUUGGCUAAAUGGAGGUGAGCUUACCAUUCACUUAUUUGCAUCAUUUAGAAAUCUUACUAGAUUAUGUGAGUGUGUAUAUACACGUAAGCGAGCGUACUUUCAUACAUGUAAGAAGUUUCGAGUUAGAAUUGUAGCAUUAAAGAAAACCGUGAACAUAUAUCUUCUGGGCUGCAAUUUUAUGAUUAGAAGCUUUCAAGGCCUGGCUGCUCAUCUGUUGGAGCUGGAGCCUUCAUUGAGCAUGGACCUUUUAAACCAAGUGGGGGACAUUCUGCUCAAGAAUGAUUUUAGUUGGAACAAAGAAGCAAAUAUGCUCUACUUGGAGUCACCUGCAGGAGUUGGCUUCUCCUACUCUUCAAACCAAUCAUUCUAUGAUUUUGUGAAUGAUGCUAUAACAGCAAAUGAUAAUCUCAUGUUCCUUGAGCGCUGGUUUGACAAAUUCCCAGAGUUCAAGAACAGGGAUUUCUUCAUCACAGGAGAGAGCUAUGGAGGCCACUAUGUUCCAGAGCUUGCACGUCUGGUUGUCCAAUCGAAACUGAAUUUCAAUCUCAAGGGCAUAGCAAUAGGCAACCCCCUUCUGGACUUCAACACUGAUUUCAACACAGGGGCAGAGUACUACUGGUCACAUGGAUUAAUAUCAGAUGCCACCUUUGAAAGUUUCACCUCUGUUUGCAACUAUUCUCAAAUGCUUAGGCAGAUAAUUAAUACUGGUAAACUUAGCCCUGCUUGUGCUGCAGUAUAUAACCAAGUUCAAACAGAAAUCAGUAACUUUAUCAAUCAAUACGAUGUUACUCUUGACGUCUGUUUAUCCUCCGAUGCUGCUCAAUCUCGGAAGCUCACUCAACUGCAAGAAACAGAGAAGAUAGAUGUCUGUCUUGAAGAUGAAACAAUUAAAUACUUAAACCGGCAAGAUGUACAGGAGGCACUUCACGCUCGGCUUAUUGGAGUCUCGAAUUGGACCAUUUGUAGCGAUGUCGUCAGGUAUAAUCGGCAAAGCAUGGAAAUAUUAAUGCUUCCUGUUUUGGGUUACCUUUCCCGGUCUGGAAUCCGGAUUUUGGCUUACAGUGGAGAUCAAGAUUCUGUUAUCCCACUAACUGGGACACGGACAGCGGUGGAUGGAUUGGCAGAGGUCUUGGAACUGAAUACGACUGUGCCUUACAGAGUCUGGUUUGAAGAAAAACAGGUUGCUGGAUGGACACAAGUAUACGGUGAUGUUCUAUCGUUCGCCACUAUAAGAGGAGCAGGUCAUACAGCUCCAUAUACACAGCCAGAGAGAUCACUGCUUCUAUUUAGUUCAUUUCUGGGAGGAAAGCCACUGCCAGAAGCACUCACUCACUGA